AUCUCCACCACCUCCAUCUCAAUCACCACCUCCACCAUAUCACUACUCAUCACCUCCUCCACCAAAAAAUCUCCCCCUCCACCAUACCACUACACAUCCCCACCUCCACCAAAGAAGUCUCCACCACCUCCAUACCACUACUCAUCCCCUCCUCCACCUAAGAAGUCUCCCCCUCCACCAUACCACUACACAUCCCCACCUCCUCCAAAGAAGUCUCCACCACCUCCAUACCACUAUUCAUCUCCUCCUCCACCAAAGAAGUCUCCUCCUCCACCUUAUCACUACACAUCCCCACCUCCUCCAAAGAAGUCUCCACCACCUCCAUACUACUACUCAUCCCCUCCUCCUCCAAAGAAGUCUCCCCCUCCACCAUACCACUACUCAUCCCCACCUCCUCCAAAGAAGUCUCCACCACCUCCAUACCACUACUCAUCCCCUCCUCCACCUAAGAAGUCUCCCCCUCCACCAUACCACUACACAUCCCCACCUCCUCCAAAGAAGUCUCCACCACCUCCAUACCACUACUCAUCCCCUCCUCCACCAAAAAAGUCUCCCCCUCCACCUUAUCACUACACAUCCCCACCUCCUCCAAAGAAGUCCCCACCACCUCCAUACCACUACUCAUCCCCUCCUCCUCCAAAGAAGUCUCCCCCACCUCCAUACCACUACUCAUCCCCUCCUCCACCUAAGAAGUCUCCACCACCUCCAUACCACUACUCAUCCCCUCCUCCUCCAAAGAAGUCUCCCCCACCUCCAUACCACUACUCAUCCCCUCCUCCACCUAAGAAGUCUCCACCACCUCCAUACCACUACACAUCCCCACCUCCACCAAAGAAGUCUCCCCCUCCACCAUACCACUACUCAUCCCCUCCUCCUCCAAAGAAGUCUCCCCCACCUCCAUACCACUACUCAUCACCUCCUCCUCCAAAGAAGUCUCCACCACCUCCAUACCACUACUCAUCUCCUCCUCCACCUAAGAAGUCUCCACCACCUCCAUACCACUACACAUCCCCACCUCCACCAAAGAAGUCUCCCCCUCCACCAUACCACUACUCAUCCCCUCCUCCUCCAAAGAAGUCCCCACCACCUCCAUACCACUACUCAUCCCCUCCUCCACCUAAGAAGUCUCCCCCUCCACCAUACCACUACUCAUCACCUCCUCCUCCAAAGAAGUCGCCACCACCUCCAUACCACUACUCAUCCCCUCCUCCACCUAAGAAGUCUCCUCCUCCACCAUACCACUACACAUCCCCACCUCCUCCUAAGAAGUCUCCACCACCUCCAUACCACUAUUCAUCCCCUCCUCCACCAAAGAAGUCUCCCCCACCUCCAUACCACUACUCAUCACCUCCUCCUCCAAAGAAAUCUCCACCACCUCCAUACCACUACUCAUCUCCUCCCCCACCUAAGAAGUAUCCCCCUCCACCAUACCACUACACAUCCCCACCUCCUCCGAAGAAGUCUCCACCACCUCCAUACCACUACUCAUCUCCUCCUCCACCAAAAAAGUCUCCCCCUCCACCUUAUCACUACACAUCCCCUCCUCCUCCAAAGAAGUCCCCACCACCUCCAUACCACUACUCAUCCCCUCCUCAACCUAAGAAGUCUCCACCACCUCCAUACCACUACUCAUCACCUCCUCCUCCAAAGAAGUCUCCCCCUCCACCAUACCACUACUCAUCACCUCCUCCUCCAAAGAAGUCUCCACUACCUCCAUACCACUACUCAUCCCCUCCUCCUCCAAAGAAGUCUCCCCCUCCACCAUACCACUACUCAUCACCUCCUCCUCCAAAGAAGUCUCCCCCUCCACAAUACCACUACACAUCCCCACCUCCUCCUAAGAAGUCUCCACCACCUCCAUACCACUACACAUCCCCUCCUCCUCCAAAGAAGUCUCCCCCUCCACCAUACCACUACACAUCCCCACCUCCUCCUAAGAAGUCUCCACCACCUCCAUACCACUACACAUCCCCUCCUCCUCCAAAGAAGUCUCCCCCUCCACCAUACCACUACUCAUCACCUCCUCCUCCAAAGAAGUCUCCCCCACCUCCAUACCACUACACAUCCCCUCCUCCUCCAAAGAAGUCUCCCCCUCCACCAUACCACUACUCAUCACCUCCUCCUCCAAAGAAGUCUCCCCCACCUCCAUACCACUACUCAUCUCCUCCUCCACCUAAGAAGUCUCCCCCUCCACCAUACCACUACACAUCCCCACCUCCUCCAAAGAAGUCUCCACCACCUCCAUACCACUACUCAUCUCCUCCCCCUCCAAAGAAGUCUCCCCCUCCACCAUAUCACUAUACAUCCCCACCUCCUCCGAAGAAGUCUCCACCACCUCCAUACAAAUACUCAUCUCCACCCCCUCCAAAGAAAUCUCCCCCUCCACCAUACCACUACACAUCUCCACCUCCUCCAAAGAAAUCUCCCCCUCCUCCAUCACCAUCACCACCACCUCCAUACUACUAUAAGUCACCACCACCACCAUCGUCAUCACCUCCACCACCCUACUAUUAUUAGUCUCCACCACCCUCAACUCAUUCUCCACCUCCUCCAUACAUGUAUGCAUCACCUCCACCACCAAAACACUACUAAGAUGUUGUAGGGUCAAUUUGAAAUGUAACAACAUGCAAUGAGUUACUAUUUAUUUCCUUUUCUUUUGUUGUCUACGAAACAAAUUAGGAUUCCUAAUUUGUUUAAAUCAUCUGUCUAUGUGGAAUAAGGAUCGAGAUUGUAGAUCCAUGGUGAAUUCUUUUGUACGGAGAAGUGAUCAUUGUAACAUUUCUUUGUACCAUUUUGCAAUGUAAUAGUUGUAAUUGCUUUUGGAAGGAUAAAUAUCACAUUACAUUUCUCUUUCUGUCGAAA
This is a messenger RNA of Populus trichocarpa (black cottonwood), 2862 nucleotides long. Its product is annotated as extensin-2. Gene Ontology annotation, molecular function: structural constituent of cell wall. The transcript has 6 exons. Gene Ontology annotation, biological process: plant-type cell wall organization. The record is from RefSeq and is a predicted model, not a curated record. Lineage: Eukaryota; Viridiplantae; Streptophyta; Magnoliopsida; Malpighiales; Salicaceae. The annotation marks the transcript as partial.